AUGGAAAAUAAUCGUGGCCCUACACUCGUUAUUCACGGAGGCGCUGGAACUAUAGUUAGGAAUAAUUUUACGGAGGAAAAACAACAGGAAUAUCGGGAAGCUUUGAAGAAUUCACUUAAAGUAGGAUAUGAAAUUUUGGCUAAAGGAGGAAAUUGUCCUCUCUUUAACGCUGGCAAAGGAUCAGUAUUUACUAAAGGAGGCAAGAAUGAAUUAGAAGCCUCAAUCAUGCUUGGUAUUUCAUCCCAUACAGCGGGAGCAUGCACUUUACUCCACACAAUAAAGAAUCCAAUAAUUCUAGCAAAAACUUUAUUACUAGAUCCAGAUAAUCCUCACGUAUUUUUAGGUGGGAUUGAAGCCGAGAACUAUGCAAAAUCAAAGGGAUUAGAAAUAGUAGACCCUAGUUAUUUCUUUACAAAAUUAAGAUGGAAACAACAUUUAGAUGGAUUAGAAAAAGGAAAGAUUUCAAAAAAUUCAGAAAAUAUGAUUUCAGUUAUAGGGGAAGAUAUAAAUGAUGAAUUUAAUCAGGAUCCGACGGGAACUGUUGGUGCAGUCGCUGUUGAUGCGAAAGGAAUUAUUGCAGUUGCUACAUCUACAG
Diversispora eburnea is the source of this 595-nucleotide messenger RNA. Lineage: Eukaryota; Fungi; Glomeromycota; Glomeromycetes; Diversisporales; Diversisporaceae. The record is from the annotation of a GenBank genome assembly.